Messenger RNA from Geodia barretti, 585 nucleotides. The record is from the annotation of a GenBank genome assembly. NCBI's taxonomy places the organism in Eukaryota, Metazoa, Porifera, Demospongiae, Tetractinellida, Geodiidae.
AUGUUCACUGGAAUCGUUGAAGAAGUCGGCCACGUGGCAGAGCUGGACAACUACCGGUUCGUCAUCCAGGCCAAAAAAGUCCUGGAGGAUGUGAAGCUGGGCGACAGCAUCUCGGUCAACGGCGCCUGCCUGACGGUGGUGGAGUUCGAUGCCGGCAGCUUUGCCGUAGAUCUGGCCCCGGAAACACUGCGCAGAACCUCGCUGGGUCAGGUUGCCCGGGGAGGAGCCGUCAAUCUGGAACGGGCGCUGCUGGCUUCGGAUCGAAUGGGCGGCCACAUCGUCCAGGGCCACGUGGAUGCGACCGGCGCCGUAACCGGCCUCACCCCCGAAGUGGAUUGCUACAUCAUCGAAAUCGAAGCCCCUACGCAACUGACACCGUACAUCGUAGAGAAAGGGUUUGUCGCGGUUGACGGAAUUAGCCUCACAGUGGUACAAAGAACGGGGCAGCGGUUCACCAUAUCCGUGAUUCCGUUUACCAUGGAAAACACCAAUCUAAGCCAACGAACAGUCGGGGAAUCUGUAAAUUUGGAAGCGGAUAUUCUGGCAAAAUACGUGGAAAGUCUGCUCGAAACCAGACGCAAUUAA